Fonticula alba is the source of this 1737-nucleotide messenger RNA. Its product is annotated as CMGC/CDK protein kinase. Gene Ontology annotation, molecular function: RNA polymerase II CTD heptapeptide repeat kinase activity; ATP binding; cyclin-dependent protein serine/threonine kinase activity. The record is from RefSeq and is a predicted model, not a curated record. Gene Ontology annotation, biological process: protein phosphorylation; positive regulation of transcription elongation by RNA polymerase II. Gene Ontology annotation, cellular component: cyclin-dependent protein kinase holoenzyme complex; nucleus. Lineage: Eukaryota; Rotosphaerida; Fonticulaceae. The transcript is spliced from 6 exons. Bases 399 to 1652 code for a protein of 417 amino acids.
CCCCCCCGCCCCCCGCCCCCGUUCCUGGGCACCUCGUGUGUGACUCUUCUGCCCGCGCGCGCGCGUGCACGCUCGACAAAGCCACCGUGUCGACCGCUUCGCAGCAGCCACCCCCCCAGAGCCCCCUGGCGCCGUCGGUGCCCGGGAAACCGGGGGACUUCAUCGGCCCCGACGAUCGGUACCGGCUGGUCUGCCUAGUUGGCAGUGGGACCUACGGCCGGGUGUACAAGGCCGUUGACCGGCGCACUGAGCUCGCCGGCCGGGCUUCCCCUGGGGAUGCUGGGUCCCCGUCCGAGGCCGCGGCCCCGCCGUACGUGGCCCUGAAGCAGGUUCUCACGUCGGCCUCCCAGGCGACGGGAGCCCCGCCACCAAGCUCCAACAAGCCGGACCGCGCCGAAAUGGAGGGGCUCCCCCUGGCGGCUUUUCGCGAGAUUCGCACCCUCCAGCGCAUCGCCCACGAGAAUGUGGUCCACUUGCAUGAGGCCAUCCUUCAGAAUGAUACCGUAUAUCUGGUCUUCGAAUUCAUGCCAUACGACCUGUCCGGCAUCCUGUCCAAGGUGGCUCAGGGCCAGCUUCUCCUGCGCGAAACACACAUCCGCCGGUGGGCGCGGGAUCUUCUGAGCGGCGUGGCUUUCCUCCAUGCGGCCGGCAUGAUGCACCGUGACAUCAAGUCUGCCAACUUGCUGAUUGACGCCCAGGGCCGCCUGAAGCUCGGGGACCUGGGCCUCUCGCGGUCUUUCUGCCAUGCGGCCCUGCCCGGGAGUCCGCCACCGCCAAACCCCCCGGCAUUGGUGGGGACCGGGCCCUCAUCGGGGCCGACCACGCGCGCGCGGCCAAAUGGAAAGCGCUCGCGUGGUGACGGGGCGCCCCCUGCCGCGCCGACCCCCGUCGAUGAGGAGGAAGAGGAGGGCGAGGCCAGCGAGGAGGGGGCCAUCCCCGACCUGUCGCCACCCCCGGCGGCCAAACGCCCCCGCUGCCCGGUGAGCUUCACCUCGCGCGUGGUCACCCUCGGCUACCGGCCGCCGGAGCUGCUGCUCGGGUGCAUCGACUAUGGACCGGAAAUUGACCUCUGGAGCGUGGGCUGUGUGCUGGCCGAGAUGUACUUUGCCUUGCCGGAGCCGCUGCGCCGGUCGGCCGACGGCAGCCGCGGCCCCGGCACUCCGGAGCCCGAGCACCCCGACCGCGAUGAUGCAUUCGCCGCACCGACCACCCCUCGCGACAUGUGGUCCCCCUUGCCCGGGGAUCGCACCCUGCCGAUCGCACAGCAGGGAGUCGCCGGGCCCUUCUUCCGCGGGGAAACCGAAUUGGCCGUGCUGUUUGCCAUCUGGAAGCGCUGCGGGGUUCCCACGGCCGAGGGGUGGCCCGAACUUCGAGACCUCCCCUACUGGGGCAUGAUGCCUCGGCCGCGGGCUGGCGACACCCAUCCCGGGACUCUGGCCACCGAGCUGUCACAGAUCGGCAUCUCGUCCGUGGCACAGGAGCUCAUUCAGGCGCUCCUGGUCCCGGCCCCGGCUCGGCGCUUGACCGCCUGCCAGGCGCUGGUCCACCCUUUCUUCCGCGGGCCAAUCGCACCACAAGAGGACAUGCCCCUCCCCACUGAGGAGGUCCGAUACCAGGACCUCAAGCAGUCUUCCCGGCGGAGGGGGCCCUGACCAGGCGAACGGUCGAGGAGAGGCAGCAUUUGCUUGGCCAGGGGCAACCACACUCCGCCCCGCUCUCGCCAGGCUCUGCCCCCCC